Molecule: messenger RNA, 1121 nt
Organism: Sorghum bicolor (sorghum)
Lineage: Eukaryota; Viridiplantae; Streptophyta; Magnoliopsida; Poales; Poaceae
Product: sphinganine C4-monooxygenase 2
Exons: 2
Coding region: 73-888 (271 amino acids)
Biological process (GO): lipid biosynthetic process
Molecular function (GO): iron ion binding; oxidoreductase activity
Source: RefSeq, a predicted model, not a curated record
ACAAACACAUCAGUACCUGCAUAGCGCAUCAGUACUAAGAUCGAACAGCAAGCAAAUAAACUCACGCAAAUAAUGGAGCUAGUAGAGCUACUACUCUCUGACGAAGGUCUGGCCGUCGUGGUGCCCAUCGUGGUGUAUUGGGCGUACUGUGGCCUGCAUGCAAUGCUUGGCCAGUCCAGGCAUCUGGCCAAAUACAGGUUGCACCCAAGCAGCCAUGAAGACAGCAAGAACCAUGUGUCGAAGCGACAAGUCAUCAGCAACGUCCUCACUCUGCAGCUCGUGCAGGUUGUCAUGGUGACCAUGGUGAUGAUGUUCAAGGGCAAAGAAGAGAGCGGCAGCAGCAGUACGAAGACGAUCUCGUAUCUGAAGUUAGCCUGCCAAAUCAUGGUGGGCAUGGUCUGGUUCGACUUGUGGCAGUUUGGGACGCACCGAGUCCUCCACGCCAAUAGGUUUCUCUACCGGAACCUCCACUCAUGGCACCACCGUCUCGUGGUUACCUACUCCUUCGGAGCCCUAUACGGACACCCUCUUGAGAGCUUCGUCACUGACACCGUCGGUGGCACGACCGCUUUCCUAGUGUCCGGCAUGUCGCCGAGGGCUUCGAUCUUCUUCUUCUCGCUCUGCACUGUCAAGGUCAUCGACAACCACUGCGGCAUGUCGCUGCUGCCCAGCUGGGAUCGCAUCAGCAUCUUCAACAACGCGGCGUACCAUGACGUGCACCACCAGUUGCGUGGUGGUAACUGCAACUACUCUCAGCUCUUCUUCGUCGUGUGGGACAGGAUUUUUGGGACCUACAUGCCCUUCCUCAUCGAGGAGGACAAACAAGGAAUGCUCCAUGUCCGGGCACCCGGCCUUGACUACAGGAGAGGAAGCAACAAGCAGCAGUAAACAGCUAUCUCAUACAUGGAUAUGUAGUAUCUCAAGAUCAAGAGUGUAUAUGACCGAUGAAGCGUGUGUGUACAUGAAGUAUAUGAUCAUAUUACUAAGGUAGUAUUAUGUAAGUAUACAUUGAGUAUGUGGUCAUAUUUAUUCGAUAUACUACUAUGACCACAUAAUCUUAUGUACAAUGAAAUUUGUUUUUUUAAUAUAUAUCCCAUGAAUUACCUGGGUCCAAACCCGCC